AUGCCAGGCAUCAGCGUCGACGUAACCUGUCACGAGCUUAAUGUGGAUCCAACCUUCAAACCAGUCAAGCAGAAAAGAAGAAAGCUUGGUCCAGAACGAGCUAAAGCAGUCAACGACGAAGUUGAGAGAUUACUCAAGGUAGGAUCAAUCGCCGAGGCCAAAUAUCCGGACUGGCUCGCAAACCCGGUGGUUGUGAAGAAGAAGAACGGCAAGUGGCGAGUCUGCGUGGAUUUCACCGACCUCAACAAGGCGUGCCCAAAAGACAGCUUUCCCCUGCCACAUAUCGACCGGCUCGUCGAGGCUAAUGCGGGGAACAAACUGUUAACGUUUAUGGACGCGUUCUCCGGCUAUAAUCAGAUCCUGAUGCAUCCUGAUGAUCGGGAAAAAACGGCAUUCAUAACCGAUUGCGGGAUAUAUUGCUGCAAAGUCAUGCCGUUCGGGCUCAAAAACGCAGGAGCAACGUAUCAACGGCUCGUCAACAAAAUGUUUGCAGCUCAGCUCGGGAAAACUAUGGAGGUAUACAUCGACGAUAUGUUAGUUAAGUCACUCGAGGAGGAAGACCACGUCGCGCACCUACAAAAAUGUUUUGAACAGUUGAACAAGCACAACAUGAAGCUAAAUCCGGCGAAGUGCAGGUUCGCAGUCACCUCGGGAGAAUUCCUCAGCUAUCUGGUAACCCACCGAGGCAUCGAAGCAAACCCCAAGCAGAUUAAGGCGUUAGUUGAAAUGCCCUCUCCAAGGACGAAGCGCGAAGUACAAAGGUUAACAGGGAGAGUCGCUGCGCUAAAUCGAUUUAUCUCCCGUUCCACGGACAAAUGCCUGCCUUUCUACGACACCCUCAGAGGAAACAAGAAAUUUGAAUGGGACGAACGAUGUGAGACGGCUUACCAAGAACUGAAGACUUAUCUGGCGAGUCCGCCAAUCUUAGCAAAACCGGUCGAAGGAGAGCCGCUCUUCCUCUACAUCGCGGUGUCUGCUACAGCUGUAAGUGGGGUAUUAAUCAGAGAAGAACGAUCCGAGCAAAAACCCAUUUUCUACAUCAGCCAAACACUGACCGACGCCGAGACCCGCUACCCACAAAUCAAGAAGGUCGCCCUAGCCGUCGUAGUCUCGGCUCGCAAGCUGCGCCCAUACUUUCAGUCGCAUUCGAUUGUUGUGCUCGCCACCCUUCCGCUGCGCUCGAUCCUGCACAGCCCAAGCCAAUCCGGUCGGCUCGCCAAGUGGGCCAUAGAGCUGAGCGAAUACGACAUCGAGUAUCGGAAUAGGUCGUCUGCAAAAUCACAAGUGCUCGCUGAUUUCCUCAUUGAACACCCGGCCGAAGCAACAAACGAGCCAACCCUAGACGAAGUAUGGACAUUGCACGUCGACGGCUCGUCAUCUAAACAUGGCUCGGGAAUCCGCCUUACCUCUCCCACCGGAGAAAUACUUGAGCAGUCUUUUCGCCUGAACUUUCACGCCUCGAACAACGAAGCGGAAUACGAAGCACUGAUCGCCGGCAUACGACUAGCACAAGGAAUCGGAGUUCGAAAAAUAAGAACCUUCUGCGACUCGCAGCUCGUAGCAUGUCAGUUCAACGGAGAAUACGAGGCAAAGGAUGGACGUAUGGGCGCUUACCUCAAAGUGGUCCGGGAGUUGGUGCAAAAGUUUGAUGAGUUCGAACUCACUCGCAUUCCCCGAGGAGAAAACACCUCGGCCGACGCCUUAGCAGCACUCGCUUCAACCUCGGACCCGGACCUCCGACGAACGAUCCCAGUCGAAUUCAUCGAACGCCCUAGCAUCGAAGAAGUAGAAGGAGUUCGGCUGAUAAAUCCCCCUGAACAAGAACCAGAAGACGACGAAGCCAUUCCGAUGGAGGAAGACGCCUCGUCGGCCGAGCCAGAAUACGGCUGCGACAAAGAAUGGCUCGGGGCCAUCCCAACGUACAUCGCCGACAGAGAGGCGCCAACCGACAAAUGGGAAGCCCGCAAGCUUAAAGCUCAGAUCAUGCACGAGGUGCAUAGCGACGCGUGCGGUAACCACUCCAGCGGAAGGUCGCUCGCUAUCAAGAUAAAACGGCACGGCUACUUCUGGCCUACGAUGGUCAAAGACUGCAAGAAAUUCACGGCGAAAUGCGAGAAAUGUCAGCGGCACGCUCCAACAAUUCACCAACCUACCGAGCUGCUCUCGUCAAUUUCGUCGCCCUAUCCAUUCAUGAGAUGGUCGAUGGACAUCGUCGGACCUCUAUAUCGCUCGAAACAAAAGCGUUUUCUGCUCGUCCUCACGGAUUACUUUUCCAAGUGGGUCGAGGCCGAUUCUUACGCAAGUAUAAAAGAUGUUCAGGUCGAACACUUCGUCUGGAAAAAUAUAAUCUGCCGACACGGGGUCCCUUACGAGAUCGUCACCGACAACGGAUCCCAGUUUAUUUCAACACGCUUCGAAGCUUUCUGCAAGAAGUGGAAAAUCCGCCUCAGCAAAUCCACGCCAAGAUACCCUCUAGGGAAUGGACAAGCCGAAGCAGCCAACAAGACGAUCCUCGAUGGUCUGAAAAAGAGGCUCAACGAGAAGAAAGGACGGUGGGCAGACGAACUCGAAGGAGUCCUUUGGUCUCAUCGGACAACUCCGCGCCGAGCCACUGGGGAAACUCCAUUCGCUCUGGUCUACGGAUCGGAGUGCGUAAUUCCCCCCGAGGUGGACUUCCCAGGUAUUCGACGAAGACUUCUACCAGGACAAGAAGGUUUAAACCACUUAAUGAUGCUAGAUGAGCUCGACCUAAUCAACGAAAAGCGCGACCAAGCCCUAGUUCGAAUUCAGAACUACCAACAAGCAACGGCGCGGUACUACAACAAAAACGUUCGUAGCCGAAGAUUCAAAGAGGGAGAGCUCGUCCUCCGAAAGGUCUUCCAAAAUACUGCCGAGAAGAACGCAGGAAAGCUCGGAGCAAAUUGGGAAGGUCCUUACAAGAUCACCAAAGUGGUUCGUCCGGGAGUCUACGAACUCGCGACACUAGCCGACGAGGCGAUUCCAAGAUCAUGGAACGCAAUGCAUCUGAAGAAAUACUAUCACUAA
Molecule: messenger RNA, 3045 nt
Organism: Eutrema salsugineum
Lineage: Eukaryota; Viridiplantae; Streptophyta; Magnoliopsida; Brassicales; Brassicaceae
Exons: 2
Coding region: 1-3045 (1014 amino acids)
Biological process (GO): DNA integration
Molecular function (GO): nucleic acid binding; RNA-DNA hybrid ribonuclease activity
Source: RefSeq, a predicted model, not a curated record